Molecule: messenger RNA, 966 nt
Organism: Aureococcus anophagefferens
Lineage: Eukaryota; Pelagophyceae; Pelagomonadales; Pelagomonadaceae
Exons: 1
Biological process (GO): antibiotic biosynthetic process
Molecular function (GO): 3-dehydroquinate synthase activity
Source: RefSeq, a predicted model, not a curated record
CGGACGGCGCAGCGGCGCCUCGUCGUCAUCGACGAGACCGUCGACGACCUCUACGGGUCCGGCGUCGUGGACUACAUGGAGGCCCGGGGCGUCGACUACACGGUGCUGCGCCUGCCCAUGGUCGAGGAGGAGAAGUCCAUGGACCUCGUGCUCAAGGUCUGCGAGGCGAUGAAGAAAUUCGACAUGCCGCGGCGCGGGUCGCCGGUCAUCGGCAUCGGCGGCGGCGUCUGCCUCGACGUCAUCGGCCUCGCCGCGUCCCUCUUCCGCCGCAAGUCGCCCUACGUCCGCGUGCCGACGACGACGCUGUCCUACGUCGACGCGUCCAUCGGCGCGAAAUCGGGCGUCAACUUCAUGGGCUCGAAGAACCGCCUCGGCGCCUACGUGCCGCCCGUCGCCGCGCUCCUCGACCGGGCCUUCCUCGCGACGGAGGAGCCGCGGGCCGUCGCGUCGGGCGUGUCGGAGAUGAUGAAGAUGGCGUUGAUGAAGUCGCCGCGGCUCUUCGAGUUGCUCGAGGCCCACGCGGGCCGCCUCGUGGCGACGCGCUUCCAGGGCGACGACGCCGUGCCCGGGGAGGUGCUCCAGCUCUCCAUCGCGACCAUGCUCGAGGAGCUCGCGCCGAAUUUGUGGGAGUCGUCGCUCGACCGCCUCGUCGACUUCGGGCACGCGUUCGGCCAGGAGCUCGAGAUGCACGCCCUCGGCACGGACGUCGAGCUCACGCACGGCGAGGCCGUCAACGUCGACAUGGCCUACAUGACCGUGCUCGCGCACACGCUGGGCCUCGUCGAGCGCGACGAGAUGCUCCGGAUCCUCCGCGCGCUCGACGCGUUCGGCUGCCCGAUCUGGCACGACAUGAUGACGCCGGACUUCGUCGAGCACGCCUACCACGAGCGCUUCCAGCUCUCCAUGGGCAUCCGGCUGCCGCUCCCGACGGGCGUCGGCACCGCGGGCGUCUUCAACGACGUCUCC